AUGACACCAGCAUUUUUAUUUUUCCAGGCGAUACCAGUCGAAAAUGCAGAUCUCUGCAACUGUGGCAUGGCGGCUAACCGGGAAUUUACCACACCACUCAUAACUCUGCCACCGUCCCCAAUUGCUCCGCCUCAUUGGAUGAUCACAGCAUGUAGCGUGUGUCACGUUGCGCCCAGAGCUCUGCACAAAUGCUGCUUGUUAAAUCACAACCAUUCGGUUAAUCACUAUUCUCUUGUAGAGCAAAGUAUAAUAAUGUCGGGUGCCCCUCCUCCACCACCCAACUAUGGCCAUGGCGCCCAAGGACCUUAUAACUCAAACGAAAAGGGCUAUACUCCGCAAUACGCUCCUCCUCCUCCCCAAAAUUCCAGUAACCAGUAUCAGCAACAGCAGGCACAACCGCAAUACUUCCACCCUCCCCCUCCCCCUCACCCAGGAUCCCCUCAACAGCAAACCUACCAAGGCCAACAGUUUUCCCCCCCUCCUUCCGUGUCUCAAGGCCAGCAAACAUACCCCCCCCCUCCUUCUGACAACAGUCAGAAUCGUAUGUCUAUCACACAGGGCGCGUAUGAUCCAACCAAUCAAAAUCUCCCGCCCCAGCCUCAAGUCAUACCUCAAGGGCAAGGGGGCUCCAACCAGAUCACGGACACAAUAGGAAGCUUUAAUGGCGGAAGUUACCGUAUUGAUCAUCGAGAUUCGAAUACACUCUUGACAUUGCAGCUAGCACAUGGAUGUCCGGUUGUUGCUAAGCCUGGAGCAAUGGUAGCCAUGUCUCCAACCGUCACUUUGAAAGGAUCCGUCAAAUUUUCGUUUAAGAAACUUGUUGCUGGUGGUGAUUUGGCUCAAUCGACAUAUACCGGGCCUGGUGAGCUUCUUCUUGCUCCCGCAGCACUGGGAGAUAUUGUUCCCGUCCGCCUGGAUGGGCAGCAACAGUGGUCAGUCGGUAAAGAUGCAUUCCUAUGCGCGACUCAAGGAGUUGUAAAAGAUUAUAAGAGUCAAGGGUUUGGAAAGGCGAUGUUUUCAGGCGAGGGUCUGUUUGUUUACAAAAUCUCGGGUCAGGGAGUUUUUUUUGUGACCAGUUUGGGAGCAAUUAUUCAGAAAAAUAUGGCACAAGGGGAGCAAUAUAUUGUCGAUAACGAUCAUCUGGUCGCUUGGAAUUGUAAGUAUACGAUAGAGCGUGUUGCUAGCGGCGGAAUUAUCAGUAGUAUGACUGCCCAAGAAGGGUUGGUCUGUCGAUUUACUGGACCCGGUACCGUUUUCAUCCAAACCAGAAACCCAGUCGCCUUUGGACAGUGGCUUGCAACACAUAUGCCUGGCGGACGUUGA
Molecule: messenger RNA, 1323 nt
Organism: Morchella importuna
Lineage: Eukaryota; Fungi; Ascomycota; Pezizomycetes; Pezizales; Morchellaceae
Exons: 8
Coding region: 1-1323 (440 amino acids)
Source: RefSeq, a predicted model, not a curated record